GCUUCCGGCGGAGUUGGUGGCGACGGGCUGUAGCAAUGGCAGCAGGUGGCAGUGACCCGCGGGCUGGAGAUGUAGAGGAGGACGCCUCACAGCUCAUUUUUCCCAAAGAGUUUGAAACAGCUGAGACACUUCUAAAUUCAGAAGUUCAUAUGCUUCUGGAGCAUCGAAAGCAACAGAAUGAGAGUGCAGAGGACGAGCAGGAACUCUCAGAGGUCUUCAUGAAAACCUUAAACUACACAGCACGUUUUAGUCGUUUCAAAAACAGAGAGACCAUCGCCAGCGUCCGUAGCUUGCUCCUCCAGAAAAAACUUCAUAAGUUUGAGUUGGCCUGUUUGGCCAACCUUUGCCCAGAGACUGCUGAGGAAUCCAAGGCCCUGAUCCCAAGCCUGGAAGGCCGGUUUGAAGAUGAGGAGCUGCAGCAGAUUCUUGAUGAUAUCCAGACAAAACGCAGCUUUCAAUAUUAAUAUCCCAGCAUCACUCUGUUCUUGGGGGAACCGCAUCCACAGCAUGGCACCCCUCCAGGGCUGGGGCUGACUGGCACAGAAGUUCUGCUGAAGAAGACAGUCAAGCUUCCUUUGGAGAGAGCAGCCCAGCUGGUGUUGGCUUAGGUUGCUGUUCCUAGUGUGACUGCAAGACUGCAGUGACCACAUCCUCUUGGAGAGGCCCUGCGGUGGCUGCCUGUGGCAUCCUGAGCAUGCCUGCAAGAAGGGGUGGGAGGUGAUGUGGGAGCCAAUGUGGGCUGCCUCAUACUGUGGGUUUUGGUGCUCACCUCAUUUUUUAAUCUUAAUAUAUGUUUUAAUUUCAAUGUGUUCAUAGUUUUGAAACUAGAAUAUUACAUAGAAAAUUUGUAUAGGGGAAGAACAGCCUAACCUAGAUGCAGAAGGAAGAAUUAAAUAGACUGGCGUCACUUCGAAAUUCUUAAAGGCAGGGUUAGCGUUGAUGGGCGUGAGCAUGCCUUGGCAUCACUGUGCCUAACAGGACUGGACAAAUACACCACAGAAGCUGCCACCUUGCUCAGUAUUGACCCAGCCUUGAGGUACACAGGGACUUGGCCUUUUUUUCCUGGGUUGUCUUACAGUAUGUGGACUUGGCGUGAGUGUCCUGAAGCAUUUCUUUUGUUGUCCUCAAAUUUAAAAAAAAAAUUUUUUUAAGUUUAUUUUUUAUGAGGGUAUGAGAAAGACACAAGGACUCCCAACAGGGUUCCAAGCUAGCCAGGAUCACGGGAGUGCAUGCCUGGUGUGUACAGAUCGGCCAGGGAACUAAACCUGUCAUCCUCUGUAUGGCUCCUCCAGCUUUACUUGAGCAGUGUGUUGCCAUUGUGCUACCAAGCCAGCCCUCACAUUAAAACUUUUCCUUCAUAGGCCAGACUGGAAGGUCUGAACAUUUGAAGUCUCCCCUUAGAGGUUCCAGGCCAAACUUUUGGCUCCUGCUAAGUGGCAGGAGUCCUGGGUGGGAGUGAUUGGGAAGGAUGGAAUCUGCCCCUUCCUGAGCAGCUUCUGUGAAGUCACUCAAUCUGGAAUUAGGUGAGGGAAAUACCUCA
Molecule: messenger RNA, 1540 nt
Organism: Tupaia belangeri chinensis (Chinese tree shrew)
Lineage: Eukaryota; Metazoa; Chordata; Mammalia; Scandentia; Tupaiidae
Gene: POLR2D
Product: RNA polymerase II subunit D
Exons: 4
Coding region: 36-464 (142 amino acids)
Biological process (GO): DNA-templated transcription initiation
Cellular component (GO): RNA polymerase complex
Molecular function (GO): nucleotide binding
Source: RefSeq, a predicted model, not a curated record